Molecule: messenger RNA, 1533 nt
Organism: Sturnus vulgaris (Common starling)
Lineage: Eukaryota; Metazoa; Chordata; Aves; Passeriformes; Sturnidae
Gene: DRC9
Product: dynein regulatory complex subunit 9
Biological process (GO): cilium organization; sperm axoneme assembly
Cellular component (GO): sperm flagellum; cytoplasm
Source: RefSeq, a predicted model, not a curated record
GAGACGGGCGGCGUAUCCCGGUGAUCAUUGAAAGCCCUGCUCAGAGGAAUUAGAGCAAGAACACAGAGACUAAACAAAUGGAAAAAAUCACUCAUCUGGAAGCUCUGAUGUUUAGUGCUGUGCUGGAGAACUGUGUGGAUCAACUUGCAGUUCUUGGGUAUAUCAUGCCAGUUCCUCACAAGGACAAGAAUAAAAUAAAAGAAAUGAUCCAGGAGGAGCUGGAUAUUAAUUCCCCAGACCUUAUGUCAGCAAAGCAAGAGAGUGGGGAAGCAGUUACCUCCACGGCUCUGGAAAACACCGAACAGAAUCAGCAGCAGGAAAAAACUGAAGAUCAGAAAAGCACCCAGGAUUCUUCCAAAAGCUCCAAGAAACGCACCACUCGGGCUGCAAAGAAGCUAAAAAAAAUUUAUGCUGACAGGCAGUAUGCAAGUGAUGUAAUUACAGUCACUAUUAAAAAUAUGGAGGAAUUGGGAGCAUUUAGUAGCCUAACAGAUGCUAAUGAGAGAGAGAAGGCAAAAAAGAACAAGUUUUAUGACAUCCUCAUCAGGGAGGAAAAAGGAAAGAAGGAGAUAAAGGCACUCCAGAAACAGCUGCAAGAUGUCAAGAAACAAACUGAUAAAGACCUUCAGAACAGAGAUGAGGCCAUUGAUCGCCUCAAAGAUAAGCUUCAAGAGAACACGGCCAAAUGGAACACAGAGAGCUACUACAUGAAGAGAAACACAGAUCUUCAGAUCCAUCUAACCCAGAGAAAGUGCAGCAAUGCAGAGAUUGCCCUGGAGAAGGAAAUCCAGAAUUUGAAGAGCAAAACUGAUGAGGAAAUUCAACUCCACACUGAAACUGAAAAUUUCCUCACGCAACAAUAUCAAAAGGUGAAAGAGAAGCUGGAAUACUGGAUAGAGAAGUAUAAUAAAGACACUGCUGCAAAAGAUGAAGAAAUGGAUGAUCUAAAAGCAUUAAAGGCAGAGAACUUGGAAACGAUGCAGAGAUUUGCCAAAGAGUGCCUGACAUUCCAGGCAACCAUCAUCAUUGACCGGACAGACAAGGAGACCAAGAAAAAACAAAUAGAGCAAGAAGCCCUGGAGCAGAAGAGUGCCCUGAAGGUGCAGGCCUGGUGGAAAGGUACAAUGGUGCGCAGAUUCCUUGGCCCCUACCAGGAGCUCGAGAAGUAUUUGAAGGGACAGUUAGCAGAGAAAGAAGCAGGCAAGGAAAAAUCUGGAGCAAAGAGAUAAAUAAAGAAAGUGGCCAUAGAUGUACUCCAGGACUGUUGCUGGCCAGGGCACUAUGGUAUGUCCGACAGGACAAAAUAAACCAUGUAACCGAACUUGGGCAAUUCUGGAGAACACAGUUCCUGCAGACACAGUUGUGGUGAAGCUGCCCUUGCACAGCCUUUUUCCCAGCAGAAAGGGGAUUUGCCUCAAAGAAGUGAGAAACAGUACAUCCCCUGCAAAGCGCUUUAUGGAAACAAGACAGUGAGAGGCUGCUACCAGCCCAGUAACUCACCAGCAUGGGAUGCUCUGCACCCAGAAUCUCCUC